Paramisgurnus dabryanus is the source of this 3176-nucleotide messenger RNA. It is a transcript of the gene dgcr8, whose product is annotated as DGCR8 microprocessor complex subunit. Gene Ontology annotation, cellular component: microprocessor complex. Gene Ontology annotation, molecular function: heme binding; double-stranded RNA binding; primary miRNA binding. The record is from RefSeq and is a predicted model, not a curated record. Gene Ontology annotation, biological process: primary miRNA processing. NCBI's taxonomy places the organism in Eukaryota, Metazoa, Chordata, Actinopteri, Cypriniformes, Cobitidae.
GGCACCGGUUGAAGAGGCGUGUUCAGAGAUGGUGGUGCAUUGAAGAUGGCGGCGGUGAGAGCGAACGGCCAUCUGAACCCAAUAAAUAGAAAAGUCUUGUGAUAAUUGAGGUCUUCAGAAAAGCUUUGUGUAAUUAGGUCUGGCUGAAGAUCUCGCUUCCCGGGAUGGACAGUGCUUAGAGUGGGCAACGUUUAAGCUGAAUGCAUUGUGAUUUCCAAUAAUUGAGACAGUAAUAUUUUAAAAGCUGUCUACAUUAAUGAAAAGAACAAUGUAGUCAGCUUAGCAUAUUCAACCAUGUACAUGAAUACUAUUAAAUAGAUGUUUUGAGCUGUGCAAUGAACUCAUGCAUGUGUUAGGGCUGCUGAUUAUUUAACAUAAGAGUUAUCUUACCCACGCAUUCUCCCAUAGUGUUUACUACAGCUUUUAUGUGAAAUUAGUUAUGGAUGUGAAUGAGAUUUUACCUCCCCUCCCAUUGGAGCCGCCAGACUCUGUAUUGGCAGAAAAUGAUUUCUUUAUCGCACCUCCACCACCUCCCCUGCAAACGUCCAGUGACGCAGAGGAAAUGGACGUUAGCUCUGGUGGUGAUGGACACCAACACACCCCAGCAGAGGACAGGGACGAACAGCUCUUCCUCAACAAGCGUACAUUGUCUUUUAGUAGCUCAUUAGAUAUUCCUGACCCCAUGGGCACGUGCCCUAGAACCGCUCGACACGCUCCACCAGUCACUAAGUUCUUACCUGAUCUCAAACUCCUUAAAGAUGUAAAAAUCAGUGUCAGUUUUACUGACAGCAGUAAGCGCAAAGACAGGAAGGUGUUGUACACUGGUUUGGGGCAGGGUAGCGAUGAAGAUCAGACCCUAGAGAACCUGAAUGGUGAAUUUGAUUAUUGUUUAGAGCAGGGAGGUGUGCCGAGCAGCUCGGGCACAAGCUACAAUGCUCUAACUAUACCUAGAAACAGUGAAGAGAUGGAGGCCGGGCAGGAGAACAAGGUCGAAUUUGCUGUGCUGGACGACUUGGAAGAUUUCAGCGAGAACUUUCUGGAAGUGGAAGAUGGAGAGCCGAGUGGUUUCAUGUCUGAGAUGAUUGUUCAGCACGAGCAAGUGCGUGAGGAGGACCUGAAUUACUCCUAUGAGGAGGACUUUGACAAUGAUGUAGAUGCUCUGCUGGAGGAAGGCAUGCCCAUGCCUAAGAAAAGACGUCUGGCUGAAGACAAGUACACUGCAGACAGUGAUCACAAUUCAGAUGGGGAGGCAGGAGUUCAGCCCAUGAUGACCAAAAUUAAGACGGUUCUUAAGAGUCGUGGACGACCGCCAACUGAGCCAUUACCUGAUGGAUGGAUCAUGACAUUCCAUAACUCCGGCAUUCCAGUCUAUCUUCACCGGGAAACCAGAGUUGUGAGCUGGUCUAGACCCUACUUUCUUGGAACAGGAAGCAUUAGGAAACAUGACCCACCAACCAGUAGCAUUCCCUGCUUGCACUACAAGAAAAUGAAGGAACAAGAGGAGAGGGAACGCAACGGAGAAGUGACUCCAAAUGCUGAGGUGUCUCCAGUGAAAUCGGGAGAAGAGAGCACCUCGCUGGAAAGAGCCGAUGAGCCUGACUCUACUGCCACCGAAGAGCCAACAGGCAGAGCAACGUCAGAAGAGCCAGAUGAGGGGCCUUCAACGGGGAAGGACUGCCAAGCCAGUGAUACUACACAGGGAGCUCUGGGCCAGGUCAAAGCCAAGGUGGAGGUCUGCAAAGAUGAGUCUGUCGAAAUUGAGGAGUUCAGAAACUACCUAGAGAAGUGCUUCGAUUUUGAGCAAGUGACAGUAAAGAAGUUUCGGACAUGGGCCGAGCGCAGGCAGUUCAACAGGGACAUGAAGAGAAAGCAAGCCGAAUCUGAGAGGCCCAUCCUGCCGGCCAAUCAGAAGCUCAUAACGCUGUCUGUGCAGGAUGCACCCACAAAGAAAGAGUUUGUUAUCAACCCCAAUGGGAAAUCAGAGGUUUGCAUUUUACAUGAGUAUAUGCAAAGAGUCCUCAAGGUGCGACCAGUUUACAACUUUUUUGAAUGUGAAAACCCUAGUGAACCCUUCGGAGCUUCAGUCAUUAUAGAUGGUGUUACGUAUGGCACAGGAACAGCAAGCAGUAAAAAACUUGCCAAGAAUAAAGCUGCUCGAGCAACACUGGAAAUCCUUAUUCCUGAUUUUGUGAAACAGACGUCUGAAGAGAAGCCCGCAGAUGGGGAUGAACUGGAGUAUUUUAAUCAUAUCAGUAUUGAAGAUUCAAGGGUGUAUGAGCUGACCAACAAAGCAGGUUUACUCUCCCCGUAUCAGAUCCUUCAUGAGUGCCUUAAGAGAAACCAUGGGAUGGGCGACACCAGCAUCAAGUUUGAAGUGAUCCCAGGAAAGAACCAGAAGAGUGAAUACGUCAUGACUUGUGGGAAACACACUGUUCGCGGCUGGUGUAAAAACAAGAGGGUGGGGAAGCAGCUGGCGUCACAGAAGAUUCUCCAAAUGCUUCAUCCACACGUGAAGAACUGGGGCUCGCUGCUGCGCAUGUAUGGCAGAGAAAGCAAUAAGAUGGUCAAAAAGGAGAACUCUGAUAAGAGCGUGAUUGAGCUUCAACAGUUUGCCAAAAAGAACAAGCCAAACCUUCACAUCCUCAACAAACUACGAGAGGAGAUGAUGAAACUAGCUCGGGACAGGGAGGAAGCGAGAAAGAAGCCGAAGAUGACUAUAAUGGAGUCUGCUCAACCCGGCAGCGAACCUCUGUGCACUGUUGACGUCUAACAAACCCUCGCCCAACAUGUUGUGAUCUAGAUAGCACUGACCAAUGGUAAUGGUUUUAACAAAAGGUCAACUUACCAUUACUGAAUUAUGCAUUUCUUCGGCAAUACUAGUUACAUUUUAUCCGAUUUCUCGAGUUCCCAUUCCGAUUACGGUCCCUAACUUAUGGGUUUCAUAACAUUCAUACGUGGACUAUGAAAAGACCGAAUGAGCAUUUUAGAAAGUACCUCCAGAUGCACUUCUGCACCCGCAAGUGCAAAUAUAAAUCGAUUCAGCUGAUGGCAAAAAUGUCUCUGUGAAUCGAAGUAAACGGUAAUUAUGUAUGUUGAAGUAUUACAGUUGCUUUUAAGUUUGUGGCUUUUAGAUGUUGUCAAUAAAAAUAAAAUUGUUACUGUCUUUUUAAAUAAAA